AAUCGUUCAUGCUUUGAAUGGAAACACAUCUUUUUAUUUGAACUCUCUGUGCACAUUAUGUGCACACAAAAGUAUCCAUGGAUUUUCAAUUUUGCUCAUUUUAAAACGAACGGAAUGAACCCAAAAUGAGGGAAUUUGGGCAAAGAGAAGGGGUUGGUUGCAAUGUUUAGAGUAUUUUAACCUAAGCCGGGUAUCACUCCCGCCAUUUUUGCUUAAAGAGAGUACAGGUCGGAGGAUGAGCCGCCUGAACGGUAAACACCUGAAAACGGAAGGUCACAUGGAUUGGUGGGAAGGUGUUGAUGAAACCCGUAUUCUUAUUGCGCCAGGUCCUUCUAAGGUCGGGGAUGAUCCAGGGAAACUUUUAUCUCUUCGGCAUCCUAAAUCUGGAGAUGCAACAUGCUACCUCUUUGUUAACAGAACUCUUCAAGAAGUUCAUUGGUUCAAGCAAUCUUUUGGCUCUUGGUUCCUUGGUGAUUAUGUGUGUGAAGAUGGGAGCCUGUAUACUGCUACUCCUAUAGAUCCUGUCUUUGUUUUGUUGCCCCUUUUUGAAGAAGCACGGAUGACGAAGCAGGCAAAUAAAGAUGAUCCGGGAAUGUUUAGGCAGUUGGAUGAAAUUAUUUAUGUCAGUGAUUAUCCGGGGUAUCAGUAUCUUUCAUCCAUUGCUGAGAAAUCGAUGCAAGUAGUUUGUGAUUUUAAAGAAAUGGGAUCAAUGAAGUUUUAUAGGCUUAACAACGAAAAGGUUUUAAAAUGGAUGUGUUUUAAGGUAGAAGAACUAAGGAAGACCUUGGUGACUUUGGAUAAGAACUUUGCUGCUAGGGAUAAGAAAGAUACAUUGAUUGAUACAGUUUCAAUUGUUGGAGAAUACUUGAAGGAAGAACCUUGGUUAAAGCUCCUUUGCUGUAAAUUAAGGAUAGACCUGAACAAGGAAACAAAAGCAUUGGGUGCUGAAAGCAUUUCAUCAUCCAUAGGAAAUCUUUUUGACCAGGGAAGGAAUGGAAAUGAUGGUAAACCCACUGAAACAAGACGACAAGCCAAUAAGAAGGCCAAACUGGAGACAAACUCCCAUAAUAUCAAGGACAUGUUUAGUAGGGCUACAAGGAAAAAAAAGUGAACUGGACAAGCCAACCAAAGAGAUUGAAGAAAGCAUUCUUGAGCGGGAGUUCAAGAAUAUAUUAAAGCCUUGAAACAAAGUUUCCCUGUUUAAAUGGAAUAUUGCAUCACCCGCUAUUUCUGCAAACCGCUCCGUACAAGAAAACAUUAUUUCACAUGAGUUAAUUAAUGUAUUACUAGUCCAAACUGGCAUCGAUUGAUUGGGCUAAGCCACCAGUGUAUUGUGCUUGCAGUGAGUAGUGAAUAAUUUUGUUACUUUUGUAAUGGUUUUGCUCAAAACCAUUUUGUGUCCAAAUCUAGAGGACAAAUAGGUUGAGACUAAGGCUUGAAUGUUAUUGUAAGCUUUAUGAAGCUGUGUUUGAACAAUGUACAUAAAAUUUUGCAGGGUUCAAUGGUCAUAAAUUUUAG
Molecule: messenger RNA, 1518 nt
Organism: Cuscuta epithymum
Lineage: Eukaryota; Viridiplantae; Streptophyta; Magnoliopsida; Solanales; Convolvulaceae
Source: the annotation of a GenBank genome assembly